This is a messenger RNA of Paramecium sonneborni, 9363 nucleotides long. The record is from the annotation of a GenBank genome assembly. Lineage: Eukaryota; Ciliophora; Oligohymenophorea; Peniculida; Parameciidae.
AUGCUAUUCUCUUGUUGUUUAUUGAUGCUCUUCUUAUUAUCAAUGUAAGAACUUCAAAAUAUAUUUAGAUAAGUGAAUAGCUAGUGUGAAGAUUUACCUUUUAAAGAUGAAGUAAAUGUACUCAAUCCUUAAGGAGAGUAUAUCUAAGAAUUAUCAGAAAAAAUUAUUCAAGGUGAAGAGAAUGUAGGAUUUGGGAUUUGGAUGAAAUAUCAGCCAAUGCUUCAAUUGUAAGAUAUAAGUAUUUUUUUAAUAAAAAUGAUAGAUGAUAGAAAUUCUAACUUAAUAAUCUCAACAACUAAGAAGAUUAUUGUAAAUGGAGGAUACUUCAUUUAUCUAAUGGAAUAAAAUAUCAAUAAAUUUAAAAGUGUUGUUGUUUCUGUAGUUAUCCAUUCAAAGGAUUAAAAUAUUUAUUACAAUAUAUAUUAUUCUUUUAAAUAAAGUGUAGGUACUCUCACUUUUGGAGUUGAUGUGUUAAAAUAUGAAGGUGUGUGGAUAAUGUUUUAUGUUUAUUUUGAUUAAAUUUAAAAAUAAACAACAUUUGGAUUUUACAAUACUUUGGAUAUUAUACCAACAUAAGCUGUUGAUGAUGUUCCAAAUUUCGAAUUGAAUUUAAAACAUAAAUUCGGAGGUUUAUUUAAUUAUGAAAAUGAAAACGAAGAGCUUGUUAUACUUAAAAGAUUCAAUGGUUUAAUAUAUUAUACAUUCACAACAAAGGAAGAAAAUACUUUUUCUAAUUUAGAGAUUUGUGCAAAUCCUGGAUAGAAUUUUGAUACUUGUUACGAUGAAGAACGCUUGAUAUUUAAAUUAAGUGGAGAUAAUUAAUUAAUGAUUGGAAAGAGUUUUCAAUAAUUUGAAAUGAAUUAAGGAUUAAGGUCAACAAUUUAUAUAUUGAAUGGAUGGCUUAAAUUAGAUUAACUAAGACAAUCUGAAGCUGAAACUGUGAUUUUUCGAAUAACAAUCAAUCAAUUUUAUAAUGAUAACUUAUAUAUAGGAGAUAGAGAGGCUCUUCUUAAAUAUUAUUAAAGUAGUAUUCUAGAUGAAAAUGGAUUUGAAAUUUCAACUUAUUCUUAUUCAUUUCCAAUUAAGAGAAAGUCUAUGACAGAUAAUGAUCACAAAAUCUCUUAAUUUGGAGAAGAAUUUUAAGAAUUGCUUAUAAAUUGGCAUUUCUUCUAAUAUGAAUUUGGAACAUAAAAUAACAAUGGCCAACCUAGACUUUAAAUAUAUUUUCCUACAAUCAAGGAAGUUCGACUAUAUGAAUGGGCUUAAGCUAUAAAUCAUUUUAAAUAAGUUUAAUAUUAUAUUUACAUUGGAGGUGAUCACUAUUCUAAUUAAUUAAUGAAAGGUUUUAUAAGUGGUAUUAAAAUAGAAUAUUUCUGUAUAUCAAGUGAAGCUUAAUUUAAUCCAAUAUGCCAUUAUUCUUGUUUAACAUGUGAUGGCCCAACAUAAUAUAAUUGUUUAAGUUGUUCUGAUAAUAGUUUUAGAUAUUACGAAGAUCUAAUAAAGAGUUGUACUUGUUAAUAAGGGUUUGUAGAAAUAGAUAAUUAAUUACAGUGUAAAUCAAUAGUAUAGGGACUAUUUCACAUUUCUAAGUAAGAACUUGAAUUAAAAUGUUCAAAACCAGGAUAUAGUAAUUGUGAAGGUUAGAACAUUUAAUGUAAUUUUGGAUAUUUUUAAUUUAAAAAUAGUUGUAUCAAAUGGUAUUAAUUAUUUCUUUAUUCAUAGUCCAUUUUAUGAAGAUUUCUAUUUAGGAACAUAAAUUCUUUGUUUUGAUUGUAUAAUCGAACCCAAAAGAUUUGCAGAAACACUUUAAUGUUCAAAAACAGCUGAAACUUAUCAUGCUUAAAAAGAUUAUGUUUAUAAAAUAACUGAAAGAUUUCUGGAAGAAUAGAAUUCAUUCGAAAUAUAAUUUAAUGAUUCUGAAAAUGAAAAUAAUAAGAUUGAAUUACGUCAAGGAUUUAUAUCAAAAAAUACUUGCAAAUAAGGAUAUUAUUACAAAGACCAUAAAUGCCAUCAAUGUUAAGAGAUGUGCAAAUAAUGUUAAUCUAUUUUCGAAUGUGAAUUAUGUAUUGAUGGGUUUUAUGUUGACUCUAAUAAGUAAUGUAGUAAAUGUACAAAAUGUAGAACUUGUUUAUCACUUUAAUAAUGUUAUACUUGUAAUGAAGGAUAAGAAUAUCAUUAAGGUUCUUGUAUUACUUGUGGUCAUAAUUGUAAAAGUUGUGACGAAUAAGGUUAUUGUAAUUAUUGUAUUGGAUCACAUUCAUUAUAUUAUAUAUCGAUGGAUGGAAGAAAUUGUAAAGAAUGUAAUAUUGAAAAUUGUAUAUAUUGUUUUGAAUAUAUUAUAAAUAAUGAAGUUUAUUACACUAAUUUGAAUGUGAAAUUCCAAACAGUAAACUAUGAUGUUUCAUAUAUAUUUUAUAGUUGUGCUUUAUGCAAAGAAAACUACUUUUAUAAUUAAAACACUUAAAAAUGUGAACUGAAACCUUUAAAUGAUGAUUGUGAUUUUGCAAUAAUCUUAAAUGAUUCUUCAUAAAAAUGCAUCAAAAGUUACAAUAAUCUUGAUGCUAUUUAAAAUAUUGAUUGCCCUACUAAUCAAUACUGUAAGUCCUGUAUUAAGAAUUAUAAUGAUAUUGAUAGUUUUUGCAUUGAAUGUGAAGAAGGAUAUUAUUCAAGUGAAUUGUCAGGUUAGUGUAAAGAAUGCUUAUUCCCUUGUUAAACUUGCAUUCAAUAAAAUAAGUAAUAUUAAGAUUUCUGGAAAUGGAAAAUUAAAGCAACAUAUAAAUUUUUAUAAAAUUCUAAUGACGAUAAUGAGGCUUAAAGUUAUGAUGUCAUUAUUAAUUUAGAAUUAAUAUGCACUUCAUGUUAAAGAGGAUUUAUAUUAUAUGAGUAAUAAUGUAUCAAAGAUUGUGAUGAAAAUUGUGGGAAAUGUGAAAUUAUUGAUGGAAAAUCAACUUGUGUUUAAUGUUAUGAAAUAUCCUCAUCAAACUUUCUUAAAAGUGUAAAUUCUGGAGGAAAAUGUUUAUAAUGUCCAUCUAAUUGUAUAGCUUGUAUAGAUAGAACAAAAAUGGAAAUCUAUGAAAUAAAUCCAUAUUUCAUUUUAACUAAUUAAAAUUUACAUUUUACUAGAAAAUGCUAUGAGAAAACUAAUGAGAUUAAUUAAUUCAAAAAUUAUUUUUAUGAUUCUUUCACAUAGUAAAUUUCUGUUUGUAACAUAAACUUAUAGUGUUAUAACAAAAUAAUAAUAAAACAAAAUUUAUAUUGUAGUGAUGAACAGUUUUAUACAUUAAAGCAUGAAGCAAUACUUAGAGAUGAUUUAUAAUUUGAAUAAAAUAAUCUGUGGAUUGGUGAUUUAUUUGAUGAGGAUCAUUACUUUAAAAAAUUUGAAACUCCUUAUAUUUAUCAAUAUUUAAAUGAGAUUUCAAUUAGACAGGUUCAAUAUGAAUUUACUCUGAUUUAGGAUUGGGGCCCUGAAUGUUUUUUAUCAUAAUACAAUUAAAUCUACUAAAAAAUCUAAUAAAAUGUAUUUUCUAUUUAAUAAGUUGACUUAGAAUUUGUUGGAGAACCUUAAUUUACAAUUUUGCGAGUUUAUAGCAACCUUACUUUUAGUAAUUUUAGUACAAUCAGUUUUAAAAAUUUCAAGUUUAUGUUUUCUAAUCCUUCAUACAAUGUCCUGGGUUAAAAUUACUUCCCUAUUUUUUUAUUUAGUAUUAAAUAAAGCUUAAGCUUAAAAAUAAUUGAUUGUACUUUUAUUACUAAUAAUGAAACAGAUACAAAUUAUUCACUCACAAUCAAAUCAAAUAUACCUUAUUCUUUAUAUAUUGAAAAUCUAAUCAUAUCCAAUUUUUAUAUAUAUAACUCAGAUAUUUUCACAAUUACUUCUCAAUAACACCCUAAUGAAAAUUAUGUUUAAUUAAAAAAUAUAGUAAUAAAAGAUUCUUACUUUUUCAAUUCAAGUUUCUUAAAAUUUUAAGCAUAGAUUGACUAUUUAAGACUAAGCUCAAUAAUAACUUAGAUUUAAAUUAAAGAAACUAAGUUUAUUUAAUCAAAUUUUUUAAUUAGCAACUGUUUUCCAAAUUAUUCAGUCGGCUCAUUAUUUAUAAAUUCGAUAACUUUAUAGAAUAUUAUUCUAAGUUCAAAUUCAACCUUUCUGUAUCUUCCUUGUAUUGAUUAGUCUUAAUUAGAAAAAUUAAUUUUAAAUAACUCAAUCAUAGCAUUUGGAUCUAAAUUUUAUUACUCAAAUGUUAUAAAUCUUUAAGAUUUAAUCAUAAAUAAUACUAAAAUUUCUUAGAGCAAUCUAAUCUCAAAUAAUUUAGAUUACUCAAAGUCAUAAUCUGCAUUAUUAGCAUCUUCAAAUAUAGUUUUGAAAAGUUUUUAAAUAAUUAAUGUAGAAUAUGAUGAAUAUUAAUAAAUAUUAGUGAUAAACAAAUAUAAAGAAAUAAGUGGCUUAAAAUUGGAAGUAUUAGGAUUAAUAAUAUCAAAUUGUUUAAUUUCAUCCAGAAAUUAAAGAAAAUAGACAAGUUAUGAAUAAUCAAUGAUAUUUAUUGAAUGCUAAAUUUGUAUCUUGAAUGAUAUAUAAAUAGUAAGAAGAUAUGGAUUACCUGAAAUAACUGUAAUUAAUUCAGAAAAAUUAGAAAUCAAAAAUCUAAUUAUUUCUUAAAAUUAGUAAUUCUUACCAAAAGCUCUUCAUUCAAUUAUAGAAUGUGUAGAUUAACAUGCUCCUUUAGAUAUGUAUUUUUAUAUUUAUAUUGGAUAAUAUAAGGAUGUAUUCAUCGAUAAUUUAAAGGUUUCAAAUAGCUUGAGUUUCAACAAUCCUUUUAUUAUUUUAAAAGGUUAUGAUAUAAUGGAAAAGCUUAUCAUUGAAAAGAUAGUUAUUUAAAAUACUAAUUUCAUGUCAAACAUUCUUAUUAUUUUUGAUGCAAAUCAACAUACAUCUUUAAUUUCAAUUGAUUCAUAAUAAGAAUCUUCUGUAAUUCUAUCUAAUGUAAAUUUUUUAUAUAAUCAUUUAAAUGAAUAUUAUUAGGAUUUAACAAGAGUUUCAGCUACAACAAUAUUUAUUUAGUUAUAAUUUGGAAUAGUUUUAUUGGAGAAAUGUUUUUUUUUAUAAAAUAUAGUUACUAAUUCAAGUGACUCUAUUCUUUAUUUAAAAGUCUUUAGUUUUUAGUUGUGGAAUUCCCACUUUUAAAAUAAUGGUUUAUUAAAUGUUUCUUCAUUAAGUUAAAAUUUAAUAUUUUCCUAAUUGCAAGAUUUGAGCUAAAUUAAUUUUAAUAUUAUAUUUCCAAUUAAAUCUAACGGAGGAAAUGGAUAUUUAAUUCUCAACAUUUUAGAAAUAAAUAAUCUUACAAUAAAUACUUCAUAUUCUUAGAAUGGAGGUGGAUUUUAUAUUACAACAUAAGGGAAAAGUUCAAUAAACAUAUUAAAUUCCUUUUUUUAUAAUACCAUUUCUUCCUUAGACUCAUCAAUUUAUUCAAUAGGUGGAUGUUUGUUUAUUGAUGCAUCUUCAUCUAAAAUUACAUUUAAAAUGCAUAAUACAAUCAUAGAUACUUCUUAUAGUAGAUAUGAAGGAGGAGCUAUUUAUAUUAAUCCUUCACUAAGUUAUAAUUAGAUUGAAAUAUAAAAUUUGGUCGUUAAGGAAUGUUUUUCGCUAUAAAAUUCAUUUUUUUCAUAUGUACUUUCAAAAAUUGAAACUAUUUUCUCAUAGGUAAUUUUUAAAAAUAUUGUUUUUUAAAUUACAGAAGAAGGAUUUUAAAAAUACUUUUCUUAAAUAUCAGAUUUAUCAGAAAAUGAUGCUUCAAAUAUUGCUACAUCAAAUCCUACGAUAUUUAUAUAAUAUGGAAAUAUUACAAUUUUUAAUUGUAGCUUUGUUUCUAAUUUCAUUUAAUUCCUCAUUAAAAUUGAAUAGGCUUAAAAUAUAAUAUUUUCAAACGUGAAAGUUAUUAAUAGUACUGUUUUAUAGUCGCCCUUAUUUAAAUUUAAUUUAAGAUAAGGUAAUAUUUUAUAAUUAUUAUUAUUAGAAUUUUUUGGGUAAUUAUAAAUUUCUAAUUUAGAAUUAUCUAAUAUAAUUUAAAUUCGCAAAAACUUUAAUUAUUCUUGCAAUUUAUAGAAUAAUAGCGUAAUAUCUGAACUUUAAUGCCCAUCUUACUUGCCUUAAGUUCCUUUAUAAUAUUCAGAAAAUGAUAAAACAGAAUUAAAUUAAUAGCGAUUAAAUUGUAACGAAUAGUUAAUAUUCUCUAACAAAAGAUUUAAUUUUAGCUUAAUUGAAUUAGAUAAAUUUAAUAAUACCCAUAAACUUAUAGUUGAAAAAAUCCAUUUAUAUAAUGUAUUAUGUGAAACCUGUUAGUUUGGAUUAUUCAGAAUUUUAUAAAUAGAAAAAUAAGAAGAAGAAACUUUGAAGUUUUCUUAAGUUACAAUUAAAAAUUGCAUAUGUGGAAAUACAGGUUGCCUAUCAAUUUUGCAAUAUUAUGACGAAUCAAUUUUAAAAAAAAGUUUAUUAGAAUCUUAAAGAAUAUUGCAACAGCAUAAUUAUGAUAAGCUGAGCUUUUAAUUAAACCAAUAAAUUAAUAUUUUAGAUAGCGUAUUUAUUAAUAAUACUGCAAUUUAUGGAGGGUCUUUAUUUAUAAUUGAAGUUGGGAUAUUAAUAAAAAAUAGUAUUUUUUAAAAUAAUUCUGCAUAAAUAGGAGGGGCAAUUUAUUAUUAUUCAUAAGAAUCAUAAAUUUUAAUUCUAAAUUCUAAAAUAAUAUCUAAUACAGCUAAAGUAGCUGGAGGAGUAUUUUUAUAUGAAUAAUCUUUUUAAUUAACAAAAGAAUUAGAUAUAUAAUUGUCUAAUAAUAAUUCAACAUUAUAUGGUCAGGAUAUCUUUGAAAAGCCUCGAUCAUUAACUUUAUCUAUAGAUGGAGGUUAAACUUUUUUAGAAAAAAGUCUUCACACUGUAUCUGAGGAUGAAAUCGUAGAAUAAAUAAUUAAUAAACCUUAUAAGAUAUUGGGUUAUUCAGAGAAAAUGUAAUAUAUAACACUUCCAACAGGAAGAUCUAUAAGCAGUUAUUCAUAUUUUGAUUUUCAAACAUCUACUAUCAUUCCUUAUAAUUUAACUUUCAGGAUUAUUCCUUUGGAUAAAUUCUAAAAUUAAAUUAAAGGAUUAUCAAAGUCUAUUUGCACUUUAUAUCCCAAGGUAUUUAACUUAUCAUCUUAAACUGAAGAAAUAAAUUUAAACUAUAGUCUUUCUUAUUAUAAUGUUAGUUUUGAUGAAAAGACUGGAGAUUAUAAUUUAGAUGAUUUAACCAUAUAUUUUAAACCAAAUUUGAGUAAUAGUCUUGUUCUUUAAUUAUUGAUAUAGUGUAAUUCUAUACUUGUUCCUUAGUAUGAAAAUGAACCUCCAUAUAAAAUAACUAAAAACAUUUCAAAUUAUAAAUUAUUAGUAAAUAUCAAAACAUUUCCAUGUCAAUUAGGAGAAUUUCUGAAUACAACAUCUGGAGGUUGUACACUUUGUGAUACAUUUUAAAAUUAGUAUUAAGUUUAAUGGAAUGCAUAAAGUUGUACUUAAAAAGAUGAUUUUAAAAUUAGAUAAAUAAAGCCUGCUAUGAUAGAAUUAAGAUCUGGUUAUUGGAGACCUUAUUAUUAUAGUUAAACUAUUGAAUAUUGUUAUCAUUUAGUUGAAAAUUGUGAAGGAGGAUGGAAACCAGGAGAUGAUUCUUGUAUUACAGGUCAUAUUGGAGCUUUAUGUGAAUAAUGCGAUUUAUAUAAUAUUGUUGGAUUAGGAUAAUAUUCUGUAAGUUCGAAAUAUUCUUGUGGAAGCUGUGAUCAAAUUAUAGGCAAUAUUUUAACUAUUGUAUUUAUCAGUGCUUGGACACUUAUUUCUAUUUUGAUGUCUGUUGGUAGCACAGUUGAAAUGAUUAAAGAAUUUAUAGUUGGUUUACGUUUAAAAUCUCUUGGGGUUACUUUUGUUGUCAAAUAAGCUUCAACAGCUAUUUUAAUAAAAGUGCUGACAAAUUAUCUUUAAAUUAUAUCUACUAUUGCUACUUUUUAACUUUAAGUGCCAUCUGGAUUAGCAUCAGUAGUAAAUAGUGUUGGAAGUCCUAUUGAAUCAAUGGGUUAUUCUUUAGAUUGCUUCCUUAUUUCAAUCACUGAUAUUCCAAUUAUUUAUUUUAGAAUAAUUUGGAGUCUACUAAUGGCAUUUUCAUAUAUUAUUAUCUUUUUUAUAAUUGAAGGAAUUAGAGUUAUAACAAAAUCUAUAUCUUUUAACAUCUCUUAUGUUUCAACUGCUUUAAUUUAUGUCUUUAUUUAUUUGCAACCAAACAUAAUAGGAGGCUUAAUAUCCCUAAUUUCAUUUAGAAUUAUUUCAGAUGAAUAUUGGAUUUAGGGUAACGUUGCAUAUAAAUAUAAUACAUCUGAACAUGCAAAAUGGUUAGCAUCUUUUUGUUUACCUUUGUUAUUACUAUUUAGUAUUUUGAUUCCUUUAUAUUUUUGGUUUGGAGUGAGAGAAAAUAGAGCUAAUUUAGAUAAGACAAGUGUUAGAUAAAAAUGGGGGUAUUUAUAUAACGAGUAUAAAUUGCAUGCAUAUUAUUGGGAAACAAUUAAAAUUUUAUAAAAAGAAUUUAUGAUAAUAGUACUUACCUAUUAUGACGAUCAUGUUCCUAUUAAGGCUUCUCUAGUAUUUUUAGUUUUAUUUGGUUAUAGUUUUUUAACAACAUCUUCAAAACCUUACAUGACUGGGUAUUUGAAUUAUCUAGAUACAUAAUCAACAAUUGUUUGUGCCGUAUCAAUUAUCUUGGGAAGUUCAAUUUAUACUGCUUAAUAAUCUGAUUUAUUUGAAAUAGUUUGGCCCUUCUAUAUUAUCAUAGGAAUAUUAAAUGGAUUAUUUAUAUUAAGAUUGUUAAUUAAAAUUUUAUUUGCUUAUUUCCAUAAAUUGAAUGAAUAAAUCGAUAAGAUUAAGGAACUAAUUACAAAUAAAUUUCCAAAUUAAAUAAAACGAUAUCCUUUUAUACAAGAAAUAUUUGAGAGCAGAAAAAAAUAAUAAGCAAGAGUUAAAGAGAGAUAUGCUAAAAUUAGAAAUCAUUUGUUACCUUAAGCUAGAAUGAUACUAGAAUAUAGAAAGUAUUUUUUAUGUGCAUUUUUAGAUUAAAUAAUUUCGAUUUGCCUGUUAGAAUUUAAACUUAAAUAUUUGAAAAUGAGUAAGAUAAUAUUUAAAAAAACGAUCGCAAUAGUAAUGAUAGUAAUUUUGGUGUGAAUAGUCCAUUAUUUACAGGCAGCCGUUCUAAAAAAAUUGAAACUUUAUUUAAAACGCCUUAAAUGUCUAAAAUUUACCCAGAAUUAACCACUAAUUACAUAAAUUAAGAUAAUUUAAAGUCAAGUAUCCAUCAAUCUUAAAACUGA